GUGGCAGCAAACCGCAUGCUGCGCCAAAAGUGUGCCCAUAGAAAGCGGUUAGAAGAGAGAGGUGGGGACCACAACGAAGUCCUCGUUUCGGUCCCCUCCCCCCCUGCCUUUGCUGCUUAUUUCCGGAUAUUCGUACAUCAAGAGCGGUGGAGAGUGACCGAAAGAGCGAGACAGCGAGAGAGAGAGAGAGAGAGAGAGAGAGCUGAGAGAGCGAGUAUGGGUAGCGGCGGAGAUCGGACGCCGGAGGGGUCAGAGGAGCAGCAGAAGCGAUCGGAGAUCUACACCUACGAGGCUCCAUGGCACAUCUACGCCAUGAACUGGAGCGUUCGCCGGGAUAAGAAAUACCGGCUCGCCAUCGCUAGUCUCCUCGAGCAGUACCCGAACCGUGUGGAGAUCGUGCAGCUCGAUGACUCCACCGGUGAGAUCCGAUCCGACCCGGCGCUGUCUUUCGAGCACCCUUACCCUCCGACGAAGACCAUCUUCAUCCCUGAUCGUGAAUGCGUGAGGCCUGAUCUCCUUGCGACCUCCGCUGACUUCCUCCGUGUCUGGCGCAUCCAUGACGACCGCGUGGAGCUUAAAUCCGUCCUUAACGGCAACAAAAACUCUGAGUUUUGUGGCCCUCUUACAUCCUUCGACUGGAACGAGGCCGAGCCCCGCCGCAUCGGUACCUCCUCCAUCGACACCACCUGUACCAUUUGGGAUGUCGAGCGCGAGGCUGUUGAUACUCAGCUCAUCGCCCAUGACAAGGAGGUCUACGACAUCGCCUGGGGUGGUGUUGGCGUUUUCGCCUCUGUCUCUGCUGAUGGCUCCGUCCGCGUUUUCGACCUCCGCGACAAGGAGCACUCCACCAUCAUCUAUGAGGCCUCCGACUCUGUCGACACUCCUCUCGUCCGCCUCGGCUGGAACAAGCAGGAUCCUAGGUACAUGGCCACCAUCAUCAUGGACAGCGCCAAGGUCGUCGUGCUCGACAUUCGCUUCCCGACCCUUCCUGUCGUCGAGCUGCAGCGCCACCAAGCCAGCGUCAAUGCCAUCGCCUGGGCGCCGCACAGCUCCUGUCACAUCUGCACUGCUGGCGAUGACUCGCAGGCGCUGAUCUGGGACCUCUCUUCAGUGGGCAACGGGGGCGGUGGAUCAGGCCAGCAGGCUACGGCGUCUGCCGAGGGGGGGUUGGACCCCAUCCUUGCGUACACUGCGGGGGCGGAGAUAGAGCAGCUGCAGUGGUCUUCGUCUCAGCCCGACUGGGUUGCCAUCGCCUUCUCCACCAAGCUCCAGAUCCUUAGGGUUUGAACUAGAGCAGCGUACAUCUCUAGGUUUUCUUCUUUUCGUCUCCUCCUUCCUCAUU
Molecule: messenger RNA, 1342 nt
Organism: Dioscorea cayenensis subsp. rotundata (Guinea yam)
Lineage: Eukaryota; Viridiplantae; Streptophyta; Magnoliopsida; Dioscoreales; Dioscoreaceae
Product: WD repeat-containing protein LWD1
Exons: 1
Coding region: 16-1287 (423 amino acids)
Cellular component (GO): nucleus
Molecular function (GO): protein binding
Source: RefSeq, a predicted model, not a curated record